CUAACGGUUUUCGGUAGCGCUGUCUUAGAAGGGCGGGGGAGAGGAGGUGGCGAGUCUGUGUUCCCUGACCCUUGGGCCCCAGCGACCCCGCACCCCUGCAGACACCCCAAGAUGAUGGGCUGUGAGGAGCCAGAGCUGGAGUCGGUGGAAGGGGGAGAGGCCGUGGCUGACCCAGGGCCACUCCCAGAACCCCGAGCCCCCGUGCCCGGAGCCCCCGUGCCGGAGCCCGGCCUGGACCUGAGCCUAAGUCUGAGCCCUCUGUCCGAGAGCCCCGGGCGCGGGCGGUCCAACUGCAGCCCGGGACGGCGGAAGGGGCGGGCGGACCGGCGGGGCGGGGCCCGCAAGGGGCGGCAGGUCCGCUUCCGCCUGGCGCCGCCCUCCCCGGUACGGUCCGAGCCGCCGCCGGCCGCCACCGCACCGAGCGAGAAGCUCGCGGCGCCGCAGGACCUGGGGACGCCCGCGCAGCAGAGCAGCCUGGCCCUGAGCUUCGAGCUGCAGGCCGCGCGGGCCGCAGCCGGGGGCCAGUUCGAUGCCGCGAAGGCCGUGGAAGAACAGCUGAGAAAGUCGUUCCAGACCCGCUGCAGCCUGGAGGAGAGCGUGGCCGAGGGGCUGAACGUGCCGCGCUCCAAGCGGCUCUUCCGAGACCUGGUGAGCCUGCAGGUGCCCGAGGAACAGGUUCUGAACGCCGCGCUGAGGGAGAAACUGGCGCUCCUGCCGCCGCAGGCCCGAGCCCCGCCUCCAAAGGAGCCAUCUGGGCCAGGGCCAGACAUGACCAUUUUGUGUGAUCCAGAAACAUUAUUUUAUGAAUCUCCACACCUGACCCUGGAAGGUCUGCCCCCUCUCCGGCUUCAACUCCGGCCCCGCCCUUCAGAGGAUACCUUCCUUAUGCAUCGGACACUGAGGCGAUGGGAAGCGUAGACUUGGGAGGCUCCCUGGAUUGCUAGUUCAUAUCUUUUUGUUUUUAAACUAUGAGAAUAAAGUGGUUUUGCUAACAAA
Molecule: messenger RNA, 996 nt
Organism: Orcinus orca (killer whale)
Lineage: Eukaryota; Metazoa; Chordata; Mammalia; Artiodactyla; Delphinidae
Gene: PPP1R35
Product: protein phosphatase 1 regulatory subunit 35
Exons: 4
Coding region: 112-918 (268 amino acids)
Biological process (GO): negative regulation of phosphatase activity
Molecular function (GO): phosphatase binding
Source: RefSeq, a predicted model, not a curated record